AAAAAAAAAAAAAAAAAAACAUCUCCAGACUCAACCCCACAACAUCACAGAACAAGAUGUCAUGUAACCUCCUCACCAACCCCUCCUUUGAAACCGGCACCCUAUCGCCGUGGUUCACCACCGUCCCCAACGUGAACAUCGCCACCGUCACGAACGCGACCGCCGCCUACGAUGGCGAGUACUACCUCGACCUCAAAACCGACUACGGCAACCGGGGCCACUCGAUCGCGCAGACCCUAACCGGCCUGCAGCGCGGCACGGUGUACGACUUCUCGGCGCAGAUCAAGAUCCCGGGGCCCUCGGGGGUGGAAUACUGCUUUGUGGACGCGUACGUCGGGGCGAACGCGACGACGGGGGCGAUCGUCUCGCAGCUGCUGGAGCCGACGGGCGAGUGGACGACGGUGCGCGGGUCGUAUAAGCGGACGGGCCGGCGGGUGGAGGACGUGUUGACGCUGACGGGGUCGUGUACGUCGCCGGGCAGUUCGUAUGUUUGGGAUGUGUUGGUGGAUGAGGUGGUUUUCGAGGCUGUGGGAGGGUGUGCUUGA
Aspergillus uvarum CBS 121591 is the source of this 545-nucleotide messenger RNA. Its product is annotated as carbohydrate binding domain protein. The transcript is spliced from 2 exons. NCBI's taxonomy places the organism in Eukaryota, Fungi, Ascomycota, Eurotiomycetes, Eurotiales, Aspergillaceae. Gene Ontology annotation, molecular function: hydrolase activity, acting on glycosyl bonds. The coding region runs from base 57 to 545 and encodes 162 amino acids. The record is from RefSeq and is a predicted model, not a curated record.